AUGUCCUUCAAAUUUGCUCAUCUCUGCGACUAUCUGGAGAGAUGCGAAGAGAUAGUACAUCACAACCCUCCUCUGGCUCCGGCUGAACAAAAGUCAAGACAUUAUCGUCAACAUGCUUCCUGGUUUGCCUCUCACCGCCAGGCCAUUGAUGCCCUGGAUCAAUUCGGCACUUCCGCAUUACUAUCAACGUUUCUCCCUUGCAGAAGAAAAGACCGUAUCUAUAGCUUACAGCCUGCUUCGCUUUUCAAGUUACUCGGCAGAUGUCUUGGUUUGAGCGCUUCUGCUAGACAGGAACUUGCCACCUUCAAGACUCCAGGGAAUGGCGACCUUGGAGAAUGUUUACAGCGCCUUCUGCGGACUCGUGGCCCGCCGCCUCUCCCUACUGUCACUUUGCAAGAGGUAGAUGACGCAUUACACGCUCUUGCCGCCGCUAACAGGUUCUCUGGACCGUCGGUCCGCCAAUCCUUUCGCCCUCCUGCAACGAACGACCCCUCGCUCGCCGAUGUUCUUCUUCGCCUUCAUGCUGUCGAGGCAAAAUGGUUUGUGCGACUCGUUCUCAAGGACUUUUCUCCUGUCACUGUGAACGAGCGCUCGAUAUUAUCAUCUGUUCACUUCUUGCUACCCGAUCUGCUGUGGAUGCAGGACGAUUUUGAAAGCGCGUGUACCGCCUUGAGAUCGACUUUUGGCGCCUAUCCGAGUCGUCCAGACAUGCAGUCUUUGCAUAUUCUUAGACAAACAGCGCUUCCAUCACUGAAACCAAUUCCUGGUAUCAAGGUUAGUCGUCCUGAAUACACCAAGGCUCGGUCCAUAAAACACUGCCUACAAAUGACUUCCGGAGAAAGGUGGUUACUGGAAAGAAAGUACGACGGGGAAUAUUGCCAGGUUCAUGUUGAUCUUACCAAAGGAGAGGACUGGCUGAGAAUCUACUCGAAAAGUGGUAGAGACUCGACUGAAGAUCGGGCAGGUCUACGAGAAACCAUCAGAAAAUGCCUACGAAUUGGCAGCGAUAAGUGCAAGUUUGAACGCGCAUGUAUCCUGGUCGGAGAACUUGUGGUCUUCUCAGAUACGGAGAACAGCAUCCAGGGGUUUGACAAGAUACGCAAACACGUGUCCCGUGCAGGCGUGUUCCUCGGAAACGAGAAUGAUUCACCACGCCAAUCAGGUGAGCAUUUGAUGAUCAUUCUGUUCGACCUCCUGUUGUUCGAUGACGAGGCCGUCCUGUCGCGGUCUGUUGAGGAACGCAAAGCGAAACUCAGCAGCGUCUAUAAAAAGAUCCACGGUCGAGCCGCGCCAGCCGAAUCAUGUGUGAUCGAUUUCUCUCAACCAAAAGCCGAACACAGGCUUAUGAACCAAUUCGCUGCGUCAAUCGCAUGUCGUCAUGAAGGUCUUGUCCUCAAGCCAUGCGGUGUUCCAUAUUUCGCCCCUGGCUCAGUAGCUGGUAUCAAGCUUAAAAAAGACUACAUCACCGGUCUUGGAGACGAAGCUGACUUUGCUGUCGUCGGCGCAUCAUACAAUGCUCAAGAAGCCAAGAAACGACCAGGGCUACAUUUGAAAUUCACUCACUUCUAUCUUGGAUGCUUACUGAACAGAGAGGCUAUCGACAACGAUGGUGUUAGGCCUAUUUUCAAGAUCGUUGCGACAAUGUCAUAUGACCAUUGCAUGUCGACAGAGAUUUUAGAGAGGGUCAACAUCGAGGGCAGCUUGCUGUCAGAGCCUUACAGCAAGUCAGGCUCCUCAACGUUUGACAUUGAAUCAGACGAGACGCCACGAAUGGACUUUUGCUUUCGAGAUCCCUUGGUAUUCGAAGUUUUAGGAAGCUCGUUCAGCAAAUCGCCUGGAGGUUACUUCAUGUUACGGCACCCCCGUGUCAAGAAGUUACAUCAAGAUCGUACAUGGAGAAAUUGCAUUACUCUCGACGAUUUGCAACUGGCGGCUGCAAAAGCUUUGGAAACUCCUCAAGAGUCUGAAACACAAGAGAAUAUCACUUGG
Molecule: messenger RNA, 1989 nt
Organism: Aureobasidium pullulans EXF-150
Lineage: Eukaryota; Fungi; Ascomycota; Dothideomycetes; Dothideales; Saccotheciaceae
Product: DNA ligase/mRNA capping enzyme
Exons: 1
Biological process (GO): DNA recombination; double-strand break repair via nonhomologous end joining; nucleotide-excision repair, DNA gap filling
Cellular component (GO): DNA ligase IV complex
Molecular function (GO): ATP binding; DNA ligase (ATP) activity; DNA binding
Source: RefSeq, a predicted model, not a curated record